Lactuca sativa (garden lettuce) is the source of this 646-nucleotide messenger RNA. RefSeq lists its product as uncharacterized. The record is from RefSeq and is a predicted model, not a curated record. Lineage: Eukaryota; Viridiplantae; Streptophyta; Magnoliopsida; Asterales; Asteraceae.
AUAACGAACUGCGGAAGCCCUUGUUCAACAUUUGAAACCCUAAUUUGCCUUGAGCUUCAAAGGGAGACAGAAAGCGAUAUAUCGAAAUGGCUGUUUUUAACGUGGUACAGAAGCGGCGGAGAGCCGCCAUCGCAGACCGCAAAAGAGCGGUGCAUGGUGAUCCUUUUACUGGAAAGGUCAAGCAUAAGCCCCAAAACACUGUUAUCUCCGGGAAACGUAAGCGAAAGAUCCUGAAAAAAUGGCGUCGGGACCAGAAGGAGGCUGUCGAAAAGGGGCUUAUUACAAUGGAAGAUAUCGAGAUGGCUGUUGCAGAUGGAUCAGGAACGUCAUCUCAAGAUGCCAUUAAAUCUCCAGUAAAGUUUCACAUGAAAAAGAGUGUGAAAAUCAAAUCAAAGCGUGCAACCAAGAAAGAAAAGAAAGGUAAGAACAAAAGAAAAUCAGAUAAGCCAGCCAUGGAGGGUUCAUCAGAUGUGAUGAUGGAGUGAUGAUUAGUGAAUGAUCCAUUUGUUAUUUUGAAGAUGUCUUUAGAUGUUUGUAGAAUGUUAGCUACCCACCCAAACUUAUUCUUCUUAUCAAAUAUGUAAGAAUGAAAUGCUGAAACUAUUCUCUACUGUUUUAUAAGUUAAUGAUAUUUACUUGAAAGCUA